GUUAAAUAGCGCCCUCUGCUGAUCAAGGACUAAAACAGGGAAAUAGAGUGCUCUGUUUUGAUUGGUCAGUUUCUAAUCGUCAUCAGGUCAAUGUCCAAAUUUAAACACCCAUGCAUUGUGCGGGAACUUGACAAACGUGGGUGAAUAAUCUGCACAAAAUCCCUUCAAAAUGUCGUUUCCGAAGGCCAAGACAAAGCGAUUCAAUGAGAUUGAUUCUUGCGCCCCUCCUGUCGGCUCUUACAAUGUUAAAAAUCUUGACAAAUCUGCUGGACCUUCCAGCUUUGACAAAUCCAGUCGCUUCAAAGAACCCAAAGCUCCUCCGCCCGGAUCUUUAGUGCAAGCUCGCUCCACCAGCUCCAACUCAUUGCCAGAGUCCGGCAGGACCACCCCAUCAAAAACCUUGAAUUCCACUGUGGAUGCCUCCUUCAACAAGUCCAUUGUUAACUUCACACCAUGCAAGCACGACAAGGAAAUACAAGAACUGAAGCAAGAGCUUCGGCAGCAGAAGCAGGAGUGGAGCGACGUGAGCCGGGAGCUGAGCCAGACGCAGGAGAAGCUGACCAAGGCCGAGAGCAAGCUGCAGGCCACGGUCAGGGAGAAGACUGCCCUCGCUGGCCAGCUAGCGGCCAGAGACCGGGAGGUUGCUGACCUCCAGAAGGCUCGGGAUGUCCUGCAAACCAAGGUUAGUGCUUUGGAGGGGAACAACACAAAGAAUGAAAAACUAGUGGAGGAGUUAUCUUCGGUCACCUCCAAACUCAACUCUAAACAACAGGAGUUUGAAACUUUCAAGUCCACCAUGGAACUGAAAGUUCAGACGUUGCAGGCCGAUCUGGAGGAAUCUCAAUCCAAGAUGGCCGCUCUCCAACAGACAAAAGACGCACUAGAGUUGAACAAAAAGGAGCUUCAAGGCCACCGUGAAGACUUGGAGAGCGAGAUCAGCAAGCUGCACUCCUUGACAGAUCAGUUGAGACUAGACAACGUGGACAUGCACAGUCAACUGGAAAAAGAACAAGAGAGAAAUGAGUUUCUACACAAGGAAAUAGAGAGGACUUUGGAUAACAGCAAAAGACGAGCUCAGGAGAGGGAAGAUGAGUUACAGGAACAUCUCAAGCAAUCUUUAAAGAAGCAGGAGGAGUUACAAGCAGCCUUGGAGUCGGCUGAGGAGCGUCUCGCUGCCCUACAGGUGGCUUAUGAAGCUGAGACGAGACAGAGAGCUGAUUUGGAGCCCCAGUUGUCCACAGCAUGGAAUACCAUCGGCAGACUGCAGAACCGGAAAAGGGAGCUACAGGGAGAGCUCAACCAGGUCAGGUCAGAGGUCAAAGUUCAACAGGAUAUUGCCCGGGAGGAGCGACAGAAGAGGGUAGAUGCCGAAGCUAAGGCAGAGGGACUAAAUGAGGAGCUGAAGAGGGAAUUUGGACAGAGUGUUGCGGAGGUAAACCAGCUCCAGGCAGAGCUGUCUGCUGCUCAGAAGCAAGUGGCUGACAUUGAGACAAAGCUCAGACGACUAGAGGAGGAACACCUGGAGAAGUUGGCUGAGGAUAAGGAGUCUGCCCAGGCUGCCAGGGAGGAGAUCGACCAACUUCAAGAAUACCUUGCCACUGCUAGGCAACAAACGACAGAGAUUGAGAACAGAUUCCAAGAGCUACAGGAAAACCACACGAGGAAGAUUGCUGCCCUGGAGGAAUCCAAUCAGGCCUUGGAACAAGAGCUGUCCAAAGUUAAACUGGAGAUUUCAGAUGCUAAGCAACAACUCCAACAACAAGAGGUGGUACAUAUCAAGGAAAUGACUGUGGCAGAAGAAUCCCAUCAAAAGGUCCAGGUGGAAGUCAGUAGACUCCAGAAGGACCUGGCUGUUGCUAAGCAACAGACAGCAGAUGUGGAAAGGCUUCUCCAGCAAGGAGAUGAGGAGCACUCAAAGACACUGGCAGCUUUGGAGGAGUCUACUCAGGCCAUCAAGCAGGAGUUCAGCCGACGACUGGUGGACACCCAGACCCGGCUAUCCAUGAAGAGUGCUGAGGCAGAGAAACUGCGUGGGGAGCUUGAGGACAUAAAUAAACAGCUGGAGGAGGAGACUGAAACGAGAAAGGCCAAGGAAUUGAAAAUCACUUCUUUGGAGAACACCCAUAGAGAAAUGGAAUCUUCCCUGAAAACAAUUGUUGCCAACCUGGAAGAGAAGAAUGCCAAGCUGGAUGCCAAAGCCUCUGACAUGAUGGAAACCAUCACUAACCUGAGGCAAUCGGAGGAGGAUCUGCUAAAGGCUAACCGCAGUGUCAAGCAGGAGACUAGUGAGCUCAGAGCUAGUCUGGGCAUCAAGGAGAGAGAGGCUGAUAUGCUGGAGAAAUCUGCUGCUGAGAGACGGUUGCAGCUGGAGGAAACAACUAAUCAGUUGAAUGCUAGACUCCACAAAUUCGAAAACGAAAUAAGUGAUCUCACAAACUCUGAGGCAGUGCUGAAAUCAGACAAGAAACAUCUGGAAGAAAAGAACUUGAAACUGAAAGAUGAGAUCUCUGAGCUACAAAAUGCUAGAAGCAGCCUGGAGCGGGAGUCUAGUGAGCUCCAAAACAAGCUGGGCAAGUUGGAGGAGCAAGCCGAGAUGUAUGAGAAGUCUUCUUGGGAGAUGAAGUUACUGCUGGAGCAGACAACUAACCAGAUGAAGACCAGAAUUUGUGAGCUACAGGAGGAGAUCAGCUCGUUUGAGGAAUCUGAGGCUUUACUAAAAGCGGAGAACACCCAGCUGAAACAGGAAGCCCUCGCCCUGGGGGAGAACAUGAAGCAAGUCAUUGGGGACCUGGGGAGGUCCAAGAGUGGACUGGAGAAGGAGGCUAAUCUGCUCAGGGAGGAACUGCAAGAGAGGGCAAGAGAGGUGCAGUCUCAUGAGACAACAAAGAUGCGGCUGCAGGAAAAAAAUAGUCAGAUGAAGGCCAAAUUAUGUCAACAGCAGGAUCAAAUAAAUGUCUAUGCAAAAUCGGAACAAGUGCUGAAGGCUGAAAAAGACAGUCUGAGAGAGGUAUCUGUCAACCUCAAAGAGCAGACGUGUAGGGCAGAAGAAAAAGUUGCCAAGAUGCAACAAAUCAUCCACAGCUUACAAGAAGCAGAGAAAGGCCUGUUGAGUGAUCGUUACAGCCUUGAGCAGGAGACUAACAAGCUGCGGGACAAGCUUGAGGAAAUGGAAGGGGAGGUCAUGAUGUACGAGAAGCACGUCGUAGAGACCAAGCAACAGCUAGAGGAGAAGACUAGUGCACUGGAGGACAAUGCCAAGAGCUUGAAGCAGCAGCUGCGUAAGAUGGAGAGGAUUGUCGAGGGCUGCAAAGUAACUGAAACAAGGCUGAAAUCAGAGCUGGAGGAGAAGACUAGGGAGUUAGAUUCAAAGAUUGAAGAGGCUGAAGAAAGCACAAGUUGGCGGACAAAGUUUGAGGAGCUCCAGACAAAAGUGGCACCCUUCCAAGAUCAGCUGGAUCAGUUUGCUGCAGAGCGAUUGCUUUUACUGGGCCAGAAGGACGCAGCACAGAGCGAGAUCAGCAAGCUGAGCCAAAGUUAUGCCAAGCUGCUGGGCCACCAGAAUCAGAAACAGAAGAUCCAGCAUGUGGUGAAAAUCAAGGAUGAGAACCUCAAACUCAAACAGGAGGUGAACAAACUCCGGGAGGAGCUUCUGAAGCAGAAGAACGCCCUCAGGAAGGCCAGAGACACAUCAUCAGAUCGUCGCCGCUUUGAUCCUGCCAAGGCAUUCGCCCAUCAGAGGUCAAAGGAGAAUGCUGCCCCAUUGGCUGAUCACAACGCCACCUGCAUCUGAUGAACGACCCACCAAGGCAUCAACACUGUGAAAUAGAUAAAUCUAACCCAUUGUGAUUCUGCCACCUUACAACAGUUGUAGAACAUUGUGAUAGCAAUCACUGACUACCACUUCACAAAGCAUUUAGCUACAAAAGAAGGCUUUGCCAUUGGCUUCCCAAGUUUUGUGCACAGUAAUAUACUACACUAGAUCUUCAUGAAUCCAUUAAUGUUUACUCUAAACUUAGCAGUGUUUAAUUGUGCCUUGUGUUACACCUAUACAUUCCAUCAAUUCUCUUUAAGCAAAUUGGCAGUUUCCUCCUUUUAUGUAAAUACUCUUGAUUCAAAGUGUACAGGAUAUAUACUUCUUGUCCAUUUUUUUCGAAGGAUGACUUGGAAAGGGUGGCGUGGAUUUAAGUUGAUUUGCACUUAGCAUGUUAUAAAUAUGCUAAGCAAUAAUUUCUAAAUAACACCAUGGUAUUAGUCAGAAGUGACUUUCUAAGGUUCACAUGAACGUGUACAUUGUGUACUGUGAUGUGUUUCACUACUUUGCACAAUAAAGUCAGGUUUGGCAAAGUGGAAUGAUUCUGCUCAUGCAAAUUAACACUGAACAAACCCAUGUCGUAACUGAAUGAUAUGUUUAGAUGUUUGCAGGUGAAAUAUGAUGACAAAACCCCCUUGGAAACAGUGUACCUUUUGUAAAUAUCUUGUUAGAAUGUAACUCCUGCUUCAGUCUUAAUCAGUCUCUGAAAUCAAGCAUUUCUUCUGUUUAAUAACAUACUUCAGAUAUAGAUUAUUGGUUCUUGGCACUGUAAAAUACACUUGGUCUUGAUAUAAAAUAGAAAAAAAAGUCAUCAUGAAAUCAAGAUGAGAAAUUAAAUUUACAUUUAAACAAUU
Messenger RNA from Acanthaster planci (crown-of-thorns starfish), 4665 nucleotides. It is a transcript of the gene hmmr, whose product is annotated as hyaluronan mediated motility receptor. Gene Ontology annotation, molecular function: hyaluronic acid binding. Gene Ontology annotation, cellular component: membrane. NCBI's taxonomy places the organism in Eukaryota, Metazoa, Echinodermata, Asteroidea, Valvatida, Acanthasteridae. The record is from RefSeq and is a predicted model, not a curated record.